Messenger RNA from Ceraceosorus guamensis, 1648 nucleotides. RefSeq names its product protein phosphatase 2A. The record is from RefSeq and is a predicted model, not a curated record. NCBI's taxonomy places the organism in Eukaryota, Fungi, Basidiomycota, Exobasidiomycetes, Ceraceosorales, Ceraceosoraceae. Gene Ontology annotation, biological process: peptidyl-serine dephosphorylation; mitotic cell cycle. The transcript is spliced from 7 exons. Gene Ontology annotation, cellular component: cytosol. Bases 434 to 1354 code for a protein of 306 amino acids. Gene Ontology annotation, molecular function: protein serine/threonine phosphatase activity.
GACGUCCAUCGCAUGCAGGCGGCGGCUCGGCUUGGGAGAUACACCAUCGAGACGCAACGUCAGUUUUCGACAUCCACCUCUUCGAGCAACACGGUCGCUGCAUUCACGCUGUGCUCAGACUUCUUAUCCACCACCGUGCUUCUCACCUUCUCGCAACUCAACAGCAGACUCACUCCUGGAAUACAGGUGCAGUUCCGAACGCUGGGCCGACUUGCUGGAAACAACAGCAGCAACAUCCACUUUCACCUUCUUGGACCCUUCAACCCGCCAGCGAGCCCUGGCGCGUAUCGAUCCAUCAUCGACUUUGUUACGCGCUCCGCUCUCGCUCAGCCAGUCAUCAAGCUCAACUUUCUACGAGCUUCGACGAGCAUCCUACAGGCUCAAGCUAUAGACCAGCCACACCGCACGGAGUCGAAAUCCAGGAUCGACCAAGAUGGUGGAGAUUACAGAGCAGGAUGCUUGGAUCUCUCAUCUGAGCGACUGCAAGCAAUUGUCAGAGAACGACAUCAAGCGCCUUUGCGAAAAGGCGCGAGAGAUUCUGCUGGACGAGUCCAACGUCCAGCCCGUGCGCUGCCCGGUCACCGUGUGUGGAGACAUCCAUGGUCAAUUUCAUGACUUGUCGGAGCUCUUCCGAAUCGGAGGCAAUUCGCCAGACACCAACUACCUCUUCAUGGGAGACUAUGUCGACAGAGGAUACUAUUCCGUGGAGACUGUCACUUUGCUCGUGGCGCUGAAGGUCAGGUAUCGCGAUCGCGUGACUAUUUUGAGAGGAAAUCACGAGAGUAGGCAGAUCACACAGGUCUAUGGUUUCUAUGACGAGUGCUUGCGCAAGUACGGCAACGCGAAUGUCUGGAAAUACUUCACCGAUCUCUUCGAUUAUCUGCCCUUGACUGCUCUCAUCGAUGACCAGAUCUUCUGCUUGCACGGCGGGCUUUCCCCUUCCAUCGACACUCUGGACCACAUCAGGUCCAUUGACCGCAUCCAAGAAGUCCCGCAUGAGGGUCCAAUGUGCGACUUGCUGUGGUCCGACCCCGAUGAUCGAUGCGGUUGGGGUAUUAGUCCCAGAGGUGCCGGCUACACCUUUGGCCAAGAUAUCAGCGAAGCUUUCAACCACAACAACGGCCUCACGCUCGUUGCGCGUGCCCACCAGCUUGUGAUGGACGGCUUCAACUGGUCACAAGAGAGGAAUGUGGUCACCAUCUUUUCGGCUCCCAACUACUGCUACAGAUGCGGCAAUCAAGCCGCAAUCAUGGAAAUCGACGAGAAUCUCAAGUACACUUUCUUGCAAUUCGACCCUGCACCGCGCGCCGGAGAGCCCUUGGUCUCACGAAGAGUGCCAGAUUACUUCCUGUGAUACCUUGAACCAUGAUGACGGAGCGAGAAGAAGUGCGAGGACGAGCGAUGAAAGUAUGCAAGAGAGGUGUCUUCGUACCGCAGAUUGGACAUUUGAUCUACGAACAAACACACACUACAUGGUGCAUUUUCAUGAUUUGAGCCACUUAAGAGGGGGCCACUGCGGUUGCCUUUGUGUCUGUCUACGCGUGGGAAGGGUGAACAACUUUCGACCUGGCUCCAGACUACACAUCCAAAGAGACGCUUGGCGCCCACCGUAUGGGGCGUGGCGAAAUGCUCUUCACCUGCUGAUCAA